Vespula pensylvanica (western yellowjacket) is the source of this 2210-nucleotide messenger RNA. RefSeq names its product ionotropic receptor 75a-like. NCBI's taxonomy places the organism in Eukaryota, Metazoa, Arthropoda, Insecta, Hymenoptera, Vespidae. The transcript is spliced from 9 exons. The record is from RefSeq and is a predicted model, not a curated record. Bases 284 to 2137 code for a protein of 617 amino acids.
UAAUCGAAAAAAAGAAAUAGAAGAUAAUCGAAAUGAAAAUAAAUCAAUAUCGUAGACAUAACUUAAAUCUUUCUAUCUAUGUGAAUUCCAUUAACUGCUAGUAUUUUAAAUAAUAAGCCAUUUCUCUUAUUCGAUUGCAAUCGUGUACGAAGCUGUCAGAAUGUCACAUGCAAAAUAGAAAACAGACUAUAGACCUAGUCCACGAAGAAGAAUCUAUGAAAAGUGUAGUUUAUCGUUCGGGCUGUACUAGUAUACACAUGUUCCUAAAGAAAAAAUAAUAAUAAUGUAUACGAAAAGCUUUCUUCAUUUUCAAUUAGUUUUUCUCGUUUUUGCACAAAAUAAUGAAAUUAUUCGUGAUUAUUUCAUUUAUAAAAGGAUACCUGCUGUCGUUGGAUUUUCCUGCGGGAAUAUUACUAAUGAUUUUCAGAUGAUCAAGAUGUUAAACGAUGUAGGAAUUUCGGUAUCAAUAAAAGGGCCAUCCGCAGAAUUCAAUUUUCUUCGAUUCUUAAACGUUAACUAUUGGAAAUUAGGUGUUUUCGUAGAUUUACGUUGCCAGGAUCAAAAUGCUACAGUGAUUUUUGACAAAAGUUCUGACUAUCGUAUGUACGAUUAUGCAUACAACUGGUUCGUAUUGGCACCAAAUAUAAGCUAUUGUUUACGUAAAUUGAAUGAUACUGCCUUUAGUGUUAUCACCGAUUUUGUUGUUUCCGUACCGAAUUAUGAUUAUUACGAAUUAUAUGAUAUAUAUAAUCCUAAUAAAGAACGUGGUGGUAUACUGAAUAUAACCAGAUACGCAAUAUGGAAUGAAGCUAUUGGAUUAAAGGUAUUUUUAUUAGAAACAAAGAUUUUAAGAAGAUGGAACUUUCAUAAAUUGAAAGUUAUUGUAGCCGGUGCUUUAGAACAAAAACCUGAAAAUGCUUCUUUAUUAGAAUAUUUGGAAGAUCACGAUAAUGUUAAUUUGGAAGAUUGGCCGAAAAUCGGUUUUACGUUAGUACAACUUUUAACCAACAUAUUUAAUUUCAGCCUGCAUGCUAAAGCAUUCACUACAUGGACGGAUUAUACUAACGGACCUCUGAUGGAUUCUUUAAUCGAUGGAUCAGUAGACAUUGGAUAUCAACCCUCUCUUAUAAUUCACAGAAGACUCGAUUUUGCUAAAGUACUUAUGGAAAUUAUGCCUGCACGUACAUGUUUUAUGUUUCUAACAUUACCAUCAACAACGAUCCAGUUUAGUAGUAUUUUGCGACCAUUAGCUUGGAAUUCUUGGUACAUGAUUUUCUUUUUUUUCAUUAUCUGUUCUUCGGUCUUUUCAUUUAUUACAAAAUUGGAUCGAAUUGAAAAUAAGGAUUAUGGAAGUUCAUUGUUAACUACUUUGGGCGCGAUAUGUCAACAAGGUGCACAGAAUACGCCUUUUAAAUUUGCCAGUCGUAUUGCUCUGUUUCAAAUUGGUGUUUAUGGCUUGUUAAUAUACAAUUAUUAUUCAGCAGCGAUAGUAUCGGCACGUUUAAAUAUACCACUUAACAAAUUAAAUGAUUCGUUAUACAAAUUGGUAGCUAGCAAAAUGAAAUUAGGAUCGGAGAAUACCGUCGUUACGAAUAUUAUAUUACAGGAUCAUAAUCCGGAAAUGAUAUACUUUAAAAAUUAUUGGUUGCGAAUACCACAACAAAAGAAAAUCAUGAGCGUGGAGAAAGGAGUAAUAAAAAUGAUGCAUGGUGGUUUUGCUUAUCAUAGUAUUCCUGAACAUGCAUACUACUACAUAAAUAAUUAUUUCGACCAAAAGAUGAUAUGUCAACUAACAGAAAUUCAUUGGCUUCGACCGACCACAGUAGCUCUUUAUACGAAUCGUAAGGGUCAUUAUCACGAAGUAGGAAAGAUAGGACUCAUGAAAAUCUUUAGUACGGGUCUUCUCAAACGAGAAUUAAAAAGGACCUUUGCUCAAAAGCCCUACUGUCAAAAUGACGGAAAUUCCGUAGAAAGCGUAACUAUAUACGAAGCUGCUCCAAUAAUAAUUCUUUUGAUAUGCGGAAUAACAAUAUCUAUUAUUAUUUGUUUAAUAGAAAAUAUUAUAUUCCGAAUGAUAAAAACUAAGCAAUUCAGUAUAAUUAAGAAGUACAAAUUAAAAUUGAUGAAAAAAAUUUGAUAGAGAAAAAAUAUUGAUGUAAUAGUACUCUUCAAAAAUAAAAUUAAAAAGACCAAUUAUUUCAGUGUCAUCG